AUGAGUACCUUGCUGUCACGCCCCCCACCAGUGCGCACCCACUAUGCGGGCAGCUCCCCGCCACCGUUGUCGCCGCGGAUCCAUUCCGAGAAGGAGAAGAGGCAUCACUCGAGGAGGAAAUCAGGGAGGGAAUUCGUGGUUGUCACAGAGAAGAAACCCUCGUCCAGACCCGCGCCGCUGCCUCACAGAAGUACCCCUCAGUCCGUGACGAAAGGCGGGCGCGGCUGGAGCAGCAGCGGGAGAAGUUCGAGCCGUCACAGGAGCGAAAGGGAACGGGAUCGGGAUCGGGAUCGGGAACGUGAUGAGGAUCACAGCGGUCGGGACAGUGGCGAGUCCUUCCCGCAAUACUGCAUGACGUGUGAAAAGCAAUUCCUCCCUGCCAACAACACAUACCUUUAUUGCUCAGAGGGCUGCCGCCUUCACGAUCAAGCACCCCCACAGCCCCUACGAAUGAACAGUUACCCCGCCUCCUACACGCCGUCAUCUCCACCACUUACACCCUACACAAGACAAUACACGUCGGGGUCUGCUGCAGCGACCCCCUCCCACGAAGAAGGACCAGACAUCAUCCCUCGCUUCUCACCCACACAAUCACGACCACGUUCCUACUUCAGCUCGGACCCGUACCCCCAAUCCUACCAAGCGCCGGCCUACUCGGCCUCGCCCCCACAAGCAUAUGCGAAUUCGGGAUCCAGCACGGCCCUGGCAUCGCUCCGUGAGCUUGCGACUGCUCUCCCGCGAACGGGCUCCAGCCGACGCGAGCCGGAAUCCCCUCCGAAGAGCAGCGCCAGCUCGAUAAAUCGGACCGGCAGUGGGGUGUGGAACUACAUCCCUUUCGCGGGCUCGAAGGCCGCGACCCCCACUCCGAGCGCGACGCCCGGGAACUCGUACACGAAUGGGUCGCACACGUAUACCACGUCGCAGAGCUAUGGGGGCGGGUACUAUGCAACGAAUGGGUAUGCUGGCAGGAGCAGAGAAGAUCUCUAUUCGUAUGGAAAGAGCCAUGGCACGGCCGCUGGAGGAUAUGGUAGCACAGGAGGUAUGGGCAUGGAUCGUCCUCUUCCGCCGCGAUCUGGGCCGAGUGGUUACGGACAUCGGCCGAAGAGUAUCGAUCUUGUGACGCCGUUUUCGAACCAUCAUUGAUCUGUAAGACCCACGAAGGGCAUUCUCCGUCUGUGGGUGCAUUGUUGUCCUCUGGAUAUACGACUGUGGUGUCGAUAGUGUACUUUUGUUUUGGGUGGCAUAUUGCAUCGGGUGCGCAGGGCAUGGACUAGGAUGGGAAUUUGCAUAGAAGGACCGGCGUUCAGUCUGGCAUCGAACGGAGGGCCUGGAGCCCAGUGGACAACAGAACAGAACAGCAACAGUCCCAGGAGUCUUGGACAUAUUUUCCACUCAUAUCUUCCCCACAUAUACAUUUAAAAGUCAUUUACGUAGUAAUAUAUACCCUUCAACUGCC
Molecule: messenger RNA, 1456 nt
Organism: Hyaloscypha bicolor E
Lineage: Eukaryota; Fungi; Ascomycota; Leotiomycetes; Helotiales; Hyaloscyphaceae
Exons: 4
Coding region: 1-1143 (380 amino acids)
Source: RefSeq, a predicted model, not a curated record